AUGACGACUGUGACAACAGUGACAACGGUGACAACGGUGAUAGAGGUGACAACAGUGACAACAGUGACAACAUUGACAACGGUGACAACGGUGACAACAGUGACAAAGGUGACAACAGUGACAACAGUGACAGAGGUGACAACAGUGACAACAGUGACAGAGGUGACAACAGUGACAACGGUGACAAUGGUGACAACAGUGACAGAGGUGACAACAGUGACAACAGUGACAAUGGUGACAAUGUGACAACGGUGACAACGGUGACAACAGUGACAACGAUGACAACGGUGACAACAGUGACAACAGUGACAACGGUGACAGAGGUGAGAGCAGUGACAACAGUGACAACGGUGACAACGGUAACAACGUGACAACGGUGACAACGUGACAACGGUGACAACAGUGACAGAGGUGACAACAGUGACAGAGGUGACAACACUGACAACGGUGACAACGGUGACAACGGUGACAACGGUGACAACGUGACAACGGUGACAACUGUGACAACAGUGACAACGAUGACGACUGUGACAGAGGUGACAACAGUGACAACAGUGACAACAUUGACAACGGUGACAACGGUGACAACAGUGACAGAGGUGACAACAGUGACAACAGUGACAGAGGUGACAACAGUGACAACAGUGACAACGGUGACAAUGGUGACAACGGUGACAACGGUGACAACAGUGAGAACGGUGACAGAGGUGACAACAGUGACAACGGUUACAACGGUGACAACGAUGACAACGUGACAACGGUGACAACAGUGACAGAGGUGACAACAGUGACAACAGUGACAGAAGUGACAAAAGUGACAACAGUGACAACGGUGACAGCGGUGACAACGUGACAACGGUGACAACGUGACAACGGUGACAACAGUGACAGAGGUGACAACAGUGAAAACAGUGACAGAGGUGACAACAGUGACAACAGUGACAGAGGUGACAACAGUGACAACAGUGACAGAGGUGACUACAGUGAGAACAGUCACAACGAUGACAACGGUGAUAACGUGACACCGGAAAAAACGGUGACAACAGUGACACCGAUGACAACGGUGACAACGGUGACAACAGUGACAGAGGUGACAACAGUGACAGAGGUGACAACUGGGACAACAGUGACAGAGGUGACAACAGUGAGAACGGUGCCAACGUGA
This is a messenger RNA of Porites lobata, 1165 nucleotides long. The record is from the annotation of a GenBank genome assembly. NCBI's taxonomy places the organism in Eukaryota, Metazoa, Cnidaria, Anthozoa, Scleractinia, Poritidae.